Messenger RNA from Coregonus clupeaformis (lake whitefish), 4419 nucleotides. RefSeq names its product syntaxin-binding protein 5-like. Gene Ontology annotation, molecular function: syntaxin binding; myosin II binding; GTPase activator activity. The record is from RefSeq and is a predicted model, not a curated record. Gene Ontology annotation, cellular component: cytoplasm; SNARE complex; plasma membrane. The coding region runs from base 531 to 4175 and encodes 1214 amino acids. Gene Ontology annotation, biological process: regulation of protein secretion; regulation of exocytosis. NCBI's taxonomy places the organism in Eukaryota, Metazoa, Chordata, Actinopteri, Salmoniformes, Salmonidae. The transcript has 30 exons.
CUAGUAAACUCGCUGGAUAAGAAAAUUGAUUUAUGGUGCUUAAUGUUGAAGGUUACAAUCUUAUUCAGUGAUUCAUAAUUUGUUUUCCAACAUAGGUUUCCAAAAAUACAGAUUUAUUUAGAUUUUUACUUUCCUGGCUCCAAUGUAUAGCCUACAUCCGUGUUGCUGCCUCUACCGCGCAGACUCGUCACUGCGGUUCCGCGUCAGCUGGGCUGGCUAGCUGAUAGUGGCUGCUUCAGGAGAGCUUACGUUACGAUCGACUCCGACUGGAUACUCUAUCGAUGGAUAAAACAAAUAUUUUCGACAAUGCAUUAAUGUUCAUAAACUGUGUACUUGUGAAUUAUGCUAUGGAAAGUGCGGUGACAACACCGUCCGUAACAUGUGAGAUUAUCAGAACAAGAUAUUAGCCAAGUGUGCGUCUUUAGAGCAGCUAACGUUAGCUAUCUAGGUAACUGUUACCGCUAUAUCAAAUUUAUGGUGGCUUCGUUGAUCCAUUUUUUGUGUUUCGUCCUCGUCUGUAUUGGUGGAAAAUGAAGAAGUUCAAUAUCAGAAAAGUGCUAAACGGCUUGACUGCUUCGUCUUCCUCUGCAUCUCCACAACCGGGAACUAAUCAAAACGAUGUGAUCCAAGAGACGCUACAAUCGGAGCAUUUUCAGCUCUGCAAGACUGUGCGCCAUGGCUUCCCCUACCGGCCCUCCUCCAUGGCCUUUGACCCUGUGCAGAAAAUUCUGGCCAUCGGGACUCAGAGUGGAGCUGUGAGACUUUUUGGCCGUGCGGGUGUGGAGUGUUACUGUCAGCAUGACAGUGGUGCAGCUGUCAUCCAGCUCCAGUUCCUGGUCAACGAGGGGGCGCUGGUGAGUGCCUUAGCUGAUGACAGCGUUCACCUGUGGAACCUGAGGCAGAAGCAGCCAGCUAUCCUGCACACUCUCAAAUUCAACAGGGAGAGGAUCACGUUUUGUCACCUGCCCUUCCAGAGUAAAUGGCUGUACAUCGGAACAGAGAAAGGAAACAUCCACAUCGUCAACGUUGAGUCUUUCACACUCUCAGGCUACGUCAUUAUGUGGAACAAAGCCAUCGAACUGUCCUCCAAGUCACACCCUGGGCCUGUGGUCCACAUCAGUGAUAACCCCAUGGACGAGGGAAAGAUUUUGAUUGGAUUUGAAUGUGGGACUGUGGUGUUGUGGGACCUGAAAUGCAAAAAAGCUGACUACCGCUACAAUCAUGAUGAGGCCAUCCACUCAGUAGCCUGGCACCAUGAGGGAAAACAGUUCACCUGCAGCCACUCAGAUGGAACUCUGACCACAUGGAAUGUACGGGUCCCCGCCAAGCCUACAAUCACCAUCACACCACACGGUAAGCAGCCCAAGGAUGGAAAGAAGCCAGAACCAUGCAAACCUAUCCUCAAAGUGGAGUAUAAAACGACUAGAGAUGGGGACGCCUUCAUGGUCAUGUCUGGAGGCCUGUCCUAUGACACGGGGUGCAGGAGGUCCUGUCUGACGGUGAUACAUGGGAAGAGUACUGCCAUCCUGGAGAUGGACUAUCCCAUCGUAGACUUCCUCACGCUCUGCGAAACACCUUAUCCUAAUGAUUUCCAGGAGCCUUAUGCUGUAGUUGUCCUCUUGGAAAAGGAUUUAGUUGUCAUCGACCUUGGACAAAUUGGGUACCCAAUAUUUGAGAACCCGUACCCUCUGUCGAUCCACGAGUCUCCAGUGACGUGCGUGGAGUACUUCGCUGACUGCCCUCCUGAACUCAUACCUGCACUUUACUCUGUGGGCUCCCGGCAAAACAGACAGGGUUACAGUAAGAAGGAAUGGCCUAUAAGUGGUGGUAACUGGGGUCAAGGCACACUGAGCUACCCUGAGAUCAUCAUCACUGGACAUGCUGAUGGAUCAAUCAAGUUUUGGGACGCUUCUGCAAUAAUGCUCCAAGUACUGUACAAACUGAAGACUGCCAAGGUGUUUGAGAAGGCUCUAAAGGGCGGUAAGGAGGAGAAGCCGAGCACAGAGAUAGUGGAUGAGGAUCCCUUUGCCAUCCAGACCUUGUCGUGGUGCCCAGAGAGCAGAGUGCUGUGUGUGGCCGGAGUCUCCGCCCACGUCAUCAUCUAUAGGUUCAGCAAACAGGAAAUGACCACAGAGGUGGUGCAGCUGUUGGAGGUGCGUAUGCAGGGUGAGCUGAACGAUGUGGAUUCUCCAGACCCAGCAGGAGACCAUCCUCCCACCCCCUCUACCCCAGUACCCCCCUCCUCCUCCAGCCCCACCCAGGAGGGAGAGCCCCCUGAGGCCCAGCCCUUCACCUCUGAUGACGGGCCCAGAGAUAACGUACCAUGCCUCAAGGUCCGGAGCUCCCCUCUGAAGCAGUCUCCUGGGUACCAGGUGGAGCUGGUCAUUCAGCUGGUCUGGGUUAGUGGGGAGCCGCCUCAGCAGAUCACCAGCCUGGCCGUCAACUCCUCAUAUGGACUUGUGGUGUUUGGCAACAGCAGCGGGCUGGUUGUAGUGGACUACCUUCAGAUGAUCCUCCUCCUGAACAUGGGCACGUCAGAACUGUACAGUCCCUCAGACCCCUACCAGAGACAGCCUCGGUCGCCUCGCAAGACACGACAGCCAUCUGGGGACCUUUCCACUGUGACGUCUUGCAUUUCCCGCCUUUCUAUCUUUUCUACGUCUAUGAAAAAGACCUAUUAUUCUUCUAACUCCCCUCUCAGUGAUAACAGCGAUGGAAACAACGCUUCAGAGGAGAAAAGCAACAAGUCACCAACGUCAGGCGAUACGUCACCCACCAGUUCAGACGAUGAACACAAACAGAAAAGGUUUAUAGAGAUGGUGAAGUCCAAAAGCAGGUGGUUUUCCAAGAUGGUUGCCAAUGACUUUGCCAAGAUGUCAAGGAAAAUGAGCUCGCCUACAGAGCAAAAGACAGGCCUGGAGGAGAGGGUGCGACGGCAGCGCUCUCUCCCAUAUAAGAGGUGCUUUUGUUGUAUGAAGGAGGGCAAGGCGUCCAGGAGCCUUCUCUACGUUCAUAGGACUCUCUCGGUCCCUGACGUCAAUGCCAAGGACAGUUUGUUCAGCCGCUCGAGGAGUUCCAGUGUGACCAGUAUAGAGCGGGAGUCCCGUGAAGCUAUCUCCUCCUUCCACUUCAGUGAGAGUUUCCCCAGGAAGACAGACAGCAACCCCAGCCCCAGCCUGUGGGUGGGUACUACCCAGGGCACUGUCCUCGUCCUCUCCCUCAGUCUGCCACCCACAGGGGACCAGAGGCUGCAGCAACCUGUCGGAGUCUCGUCCUGUGGUACUCUGGUCAGACUAAAAGGAGGUAUCCUGACUAUGGCCUUCCUGGACUCCCUUGGGGCGGUCCUUCCUCCUUCCUACGAGCCGUGGUCCGAGCCCAACGCUCCAGACGAGGAGAAGGAGGCGAGGAGCCGCCGGCCGGCCUCCCCACCCCCCACCCAGGAGGGUCAGGACAGCCAGUACGCUGUGGUGUGCUCAGAGAAACAGGCCAAGGUGGUGGGCCUGCCUUCCCAGUCCUGCUUCUUCAAGCACAACAUCACAGAGAGCUCCUUCGUGCUGAGAGCUGACGUGGUGCAGAUGGCUGCUGGACUCUGCCUCGCCUGCUUCUGUGCUAAUGGACACGUCAUGACUCUGAGUCUACCCAGUCUCAGACCACUCCUGGAUGUGAACUACCUUCCCCUGACAGACAUGAGGAUAGCCCGGACCUUCUGCUUCUCCAACCUGGGCCAGGCUCUGUACCUCACCUCCCCCACUGAGAUACAGAGGAUCACAUACAGCCAGGAGACCUGCGACAAUCUACAGGAGAUGAUGGGAGAGCUGUUUACACCGUUAGAGACACCUGAGGCCCCUAAUAGAGGUUUCUUCAAGGGCCUGUUUGGGGGAGGAGCUCAGUCGCUGGAUAGAGAAGAUCUGUUUGGUGAGACUGCGGCGGGUAAGGGAUCUCGUAGCCUGGCGCAGCACAUCCCUGGGCCCCAGGGCAUGGAGGGCAUGAAGGGGGCAGCCUCGGGGGUGGUGGGGGACCUGGCCCGCGCCCGGAUAGCCCUGGACGAGAGGGGGCAGAAACUGGGCGAGCUGGAGGACAGAACCGCAGCCAUGAUGGCCAGCGCUGACUCCUUCUCUAAACACGCUCAUGAUAUGAUGCUGAAGUACAAAGAUAAGAAGUGGUACCAGCUCUGAUGGCAGCGAGGGGUUGUCUUGUCUACAGGAGAUGCAGCUCCUCCUCCUCUUCUCCUUCAUCUCUCUGCAGGAGGAAGAAGUGUUAUGUAACAGACUGAGGCUUUCUUCCUAGCAGCACAAUACAACACUGCAUUACCUCAGUCUGCUGGUUACCACUGAGGAGGAGUAGACAGACUGACAAAGACAGACGCACUGACACAGACACAGACAGACAGACACAGACAGACAGACAGACAGACACAGA